UAUUUAUUUUGUAGUGAUGAAUCACACAAUUGUUGAUCCGUUUUCAUGAGCUUCCUGUUCCAACCCCCAAAAGCUUCAAAAGCCACAACUUGUGGUGACUCUUGUUCUUGCACAACUUUCUCCUCUCCACAUUGCAGCUGAGCUGAGAACAGUUUGAGUGAUGGAUCCUCAAGAUUACCCGACUGAAGCCGUGCCAUUGCAGGGCGUGAGUUAUGGUGAACUCCCUAUUCAGCCUACAGUGAUCCAGCAGACUGCUGUGAACAUCAACACAGAUAAACCAGUCAUCAUUGAGUACCCGCAAGACCAUAUCAUGUGGUCAAUCUGCUGCUUUGUCUACGCAAAUCCUUUUUGCCUUGGACUUGUAGCUCUCCUUUAUUCCAUCAAGGCCAGAGACAGGAAGGUGGCUGGAGAUGUGGACGGUGCACGGCGUUAUGGCUCCACUGCUCGCAAUCUCAACAUUGCUGCCACAAUCAUAGCUGCCAUUGGGUUCCUGAUUUUCAUUAUUACAUUCACUGUAAUUAGGGUUCAAACAGCUUCCUAUUCCAGUUACAGUUACAACCAUCAAUAUUAAUCACAUUUAAGCAUUUCCUGCUGUUGUGAUUUGGUCCCAUUUGUGUUUUCCUGCUUAAAAUAAAUUUUGCAACCUUCUAGAACUUUUAAUAGCAUCAUCUGGGGAAGAAAAGCCAUUUUACAAAAGUCUUAAUGGAAGUCUUCUCUAUUUCUUUACUGACAAGUUUUAUUUUCAGACUUUGUUACUUGAUGCAGAAAUCCUGUCAGCAAAUAAUUAAGAAUUAAAAAGCUUCACAUUUCAA
This is a messenger RNA of Oreochromis niloticus (Nile tilapia), 812 nucleotides long. Its product is annotated as dispanin subfamily A member 2b. The coding region runs from base 161 to 571 and encodes 136 amino acids. The record is from RefSeq and is a predicted model, not a curated record. NCBI's taxonomy places the organism in Eukaryota, Metazoa, Chordata, Actinopteri, Cichliformes, Cichlidae. The transcript is spliced from 3 exons. Gene Ontology annotation, cellular component: plasma membrane.